Molecule: messenger RNA, 1188 nt
Organism: Entamoeba dispar SAW760
Lineage: Eukaryota; Evosea; Mastigamoebida; Endamoebidae
Product: calcium-dependent protein kinase, putative
Exons: 1
Coding region: 1-1188 (395 amino acids)
Biological process (GO): protein phosphorylation; mitotic DNA damage checkpoint signaling
Cellular component (GO): nucleus; cytoplasm
Molecular function (GO): protein binding; protein serine/threonine kinase activity; ATP binding
Source: RefSeq, a predicted model, not a curated record
AUGAAUGAACAUUUGUAUAGUCUUUUUAUCUUUAACGGAAAUGAAGAAGUGGGGAGAAUGCAAAUUACAAAAAAGCAAUUUAUUUAUGGAAGAAAUGAAGUUGAGUUUCUAAGAAAAUAUAUUUGGAUAAGUAGACAACACUUUCAAAUAGAAAUUAAAGGAGAAAAUGAGAAAAAAGAAUAUGUAUUAACAGUAAAAACAAAUGUAAUUACAUUUCAUAAUAAUAAACAAAUAAAAAGAGAUACAGAAAUAUUCAUCAAUUCAUUAGAUGUUAUUUCCAUUCCAAUUCCAAAAGCAUCAAUGAGACAAAACAUUAUUUUUAUUUCAAAAGAAUUUGAAGAAAAAGAAAUGGGUUGUUGUUUUUAUACAAAAUAUCAAAUUAUAAAAUUUAUUGGAAGUGGUUCUUUUGGAAAAGUAUUUCAAAUCAAAAGAAUGAAUAAUAAUAAAAUACUUGCAGUAAAAAUAAUUGAUAUAACUCAGAAAAAGAAAUCUGAAACUGCACAGCGAGAGAGUGAAGUACUUGAUAAAAUUCAUCACCAAAACAUUAUAGAAAAAUAUGAGACAAUACAGUCACAAAGAUUUAUGUAUAUUGUUAUGGAAUAUGUUGAAGGAUUAACUCUAGCACAAUACCUUCAAUUAAAACAACAGACUUUUAAUGAAAAUGAAAUUAAAAUAAUUACUAAACAAUUAUUUAAUGCUGUUAAUUAUCUUCAUUCCAAUAAAAUAAUUCAUAGAGACUUAAAACUUGAAAAUGUAAUGAUUCGUGGUAAGACUAAUGAAGAAUUUAAUAAACUUAAUAUUGUUGUAAUGGAUUUUGGAUUAGGAAAAAUACUAGAAACAAAAGAUUAUACUCUAACUAAGUGUGGAACAAGUAAUUACACUUCUCCACAAAUACUUCAAAGUGGACCUUACGAUGGAUUUAAAACAGAUAUUUGGUGUUGUGGAGUAAUGUUAUUUUAUAUGUCUACUGGGAUGUUUCCUUUUAAUCAAGAAGGAGUAAAUUCAUCAUUAAUGCUGAGGAUUAAUAUUAGAAAUGGAAAAAUUUGUCAUCAAAAAGAAUUUAAUAUGAUUUCUUUAGAAUUACAGGACCUUAUUAAGAAUAUGUUAAUAGUAGAUGAACAAAAAAGAUUUACAAUUCAACAGUGUUUAAAUCAUGAAUUUAUUUCUCUCAAACAUCAAAAAAUUUAA